Cucumis melo (muskmelon) is the source of this 2079-nucleotide messenger RNA. Its product is annotated as amino acid permease 3-like. The transcript has 6 exons. The record is from RefSeq and is a predicted model, not a curated record. Lineage: Eukaryota; Viridiplantae; Streptophyta; Magnoliopsida; Cucurbitales; Cucurbitaceae. Gene Ontology annotation, cellular component: plasma membrane. Bases 297 to 1739 code for a protein of 480 amino acids.
CCUCAUCAUACAAUUAUAAAACAAAAAACUCCAUUUUUGAUUUGAAGCCUUUUCAUUUAAUUCAAUUAAAAGUCCAUUCGAGUUUUCUUGAGAAAUCCUUGAAGGUUGUGUCCAUGGCGCAGUUUUAGUGUCAGUACUUUUUAAACCGCCCUGUGACUUCGGGACAGGGAACAAACACACAAAUCUUAAUUACAUACAUACGAAACACAUUUUCCAAAAUUACACUUUCUACCCCCUCUCAACUCCUACACCCAUUUCCUUUUUAAAAGGGUCUUUUCGAGUUUUUAAUCUUUUCUAUGGCUAACAAUCACCACCACCAUUCCCUCAACAUUUCUGCUCCGCCCCACGCCGCCGUCGGUGCCGAUACUGCCUUCGACGACGAUGGCCGCCCCAAGCGAACCGGGACCGUUUGGACGGCAAGUGCUCAUAUUAUAACCGCGGUUAUUGGGUCGGGGGUUUUGUCGUUAGCUUGGGCAACGGCGCAGCUUGGUUGGGUGGCCGGACCCGUCGUGAUGAUGUUGUUUUCGUUUGUGACUUACUAUACUUCUACGCUUCUCGCUGCCUGUUACCGGUCAGGUGACUCCGUUAACGGCAAGAGGAACUAUACUUACAUGGACGCCGUCCGAAAUAACCUCGGUGGGUUUAAGGUGAAGCUGUGUGGGUUGGUUCAAUAUGUUAAUCUUUUUGGAGUAGCGAUUGGAUACACAAUAGCCUCAUCCAUAAGCAUGAUGGCAAUUAAAAGAUCAAACUGCUUCCACAAAAGUGGAGGGAAAAAUCCUUGUCAUAUGAACAGCAAUCCGUAUAUGAUUUCAUUUGGAAUUAUGGAAAUUUUCUUGUCACAAAUUCCGGAUUUUGAUCAAUUAUGGUGGCUCUCCAUUGUUGCUGCUGUUAUGUCUUUUACUUACUCCAUAAUUGGUCUUAUUCUUGGAAUCAUUCAAGUUGCAGACAAUGGAAAAUUCAAGGGGAGUUUAACAGGAGUUAGUAUUGGUAGUGUCACUGAGUCUCAAAAAAUAUGGAGGAGCUUCCAAGCCCUUGGCGACAUGGCUUUUGCUUACUCUUUCUCCAUUAUCCUCAUUGAAAUUCAGGACACAAUCAAAGCCCCUCCAUCAGAAGCCAAAACAAUGAAGAAAGCCACUUUUCUAAGUGUAGCAGUGACCACAAUUUUCUACAUGCUUUGUGGCUGUAUGGGAUAUGCAGCCUUUGGCGACCUUGCUCCUGGCAACCUCCUCACUGGUUUCGGCUUCUACAACCCAUAUUGGCUUCUCGACAUAGCCAAUGUAGCCAUUGUAGUCCAUCUCGUCGGUGCAUACCAAGUCUUUUGUCAACCCCUCUUCGCCUUCAUCGAGAAAUACGCAUCAAACCGGUUCCCAGAUAGCCAAUUCAUCAACGAAGACAUCAACAUCCCAAUCCCUGGCUUUCGCCCCUUCAAACUCAACCUCUUUAGGCUAGUUUGGAGGACAAUCUUCGUGAUCAUCACCACCCUUGUCUCGAUGCUCCUCCCAUUCUUCAACGACAUCGUCGGACUUCUCGGAGCCUUGGGAUUUUGGCCUCUCACUGUCUAUUUCCCUGUUGAAAUGUACAUUGCACAGAAGAAAAUCCCAAAAUGGAGCACAAGAUGGAUUAGCCUCCAAAUUCUUAGCAUGGCUUGCCUUAUAAUUACCAUUGCAGCAGCAGCUGGAUCGGUAGCUGGAGUCAUUCAAGAUUCUAAGUCAAUUAAGCCAUUUCAAACUACCUAUUAAUUCUAUUGAAAAGUUUACCUUGGUUAUUAAUAUUAUUACCGUUUGCUCUGCUGCAAGAACGAAGAACAAGAACAAGAACAACUGCCACCCAGUUAUGCAAUUGCUACUGUCGAUCUGUUUUAAAUUUGAGUAACUUUUGUAAUGGUUUAGUUUAUCCAUUGUUUUUAACUGUUGUUGUUGAGUAAGUAGUAAAAGUAAAGUAAUUAAGGACCCCAUGAAAGGAGAGUUCUGUAAAUUGUGAAUCUAAAAGAUCCAUAAGUUUCAGUCCCAAGAUUGUAACUUUGCCUAUUUUCUUGAGGAAGUUAAGAGUAUUUAUAUGGAAAGUUUCAUCUUUUAAGAA